Funneliformis geosporum is the source of this 462-nucleotide messenger RNA. The record is from the annotation of a GenBank genome assembly. Lineage: Eukaryota; Fungi; Glomeromycota; Glomeromycetes; Glomerales; Glomeraceae.
AUGUCACGAAAGGUUAAGGUAUUGAUUGGGGCAACUGGUAGUGUAGCAAGUAUUAAAAUCCCCAUACUCGUAAAAUCUUUAUCACAGAAACAGAAUGUUGAAAUCAAAGUUGUAUCAACAGAUAGAGCAUUACAUUUUUUCGACAGGGAGGCUCUAACAAGGGAAUUUGGUGUACAAGUUGUUACCGACGUUGACGAAUGGAAGGCAUGGAGUAAAGUAUCAGAUCCUGUAUUACACAUCGAGUAUCGAAAUUGGGCAGACUUGUUUAUAAUCGCACCACUUGACGCAAAUACACUGGGAAAAAUUGCGAAUGGAUUAUGUGACAACUUGAUUACAUGUAUAUUAAGAGCGUGGGAUACGAAUAAACCGGUCAUUGUUUGUCCAGCAAUGAAUACUUAUAUGUGGGAGCAUCCAUUCACAUCAGAUCACCUUGAAAUUGUAAAGAAGUUGCGACGAUCGUAG